AUGAGGUACGAUGAAACCAAAGACCCACAGGAACACGUCAUGAUUUUCGAGGCCAGGAUGAAUCUAGAAUGUGUGGGAGGCACUGUCAGAUGUCGUGCAUUCCCCGUGAUCCUGGCAGGACCGGCAAUCCACUGGUUCAACUCCCUCCCACAAGGGUCCAUAGCUACCUUCAUGAAUGUCUCUAAAAAAUUUCUUAACCAGUUUACCACCCAAAUCGCCAAAGCAAGGCACCCAAUCAACCUUUUGGAUGUGACACAAUGGGUUGGCGAACCCACGAGAAAGUACUUGGAUCGGUUCAAUGACGAGUGCUUAGAGAUUGUCGGCCUCAUAGACUUCCUGGCCAGUUUAUGCCUCACUAAUGGCCUGGUGAACGAAGACUUUAGGAAGCACCUAACCACAAAACCUAUAUGGACGAUGCAGGAAAUACAAUGUAUAGCAAGAGAGUAUAUAAACGAUGAGGAGUUCAAUCAAGUAGUAGCCGCCAACAAACGGCAGUUAACCACCCUACCGACUCGUGAAACAGGCAAUGCGGAGAAACCAAGGGAGGGGCCAAGAGAGGUAUCCCCUGGGAGGUCGUUUAAUCCAUUUUUUCGAGUAGGAAAAUUCACAAACUACACUGCCCUGAUUGUAGAAGUAUUCCAGCAGAUAGCUAAUAAGGGCAUCUUACCCAAGCUAAGGCAGUUGAAAGAUCGGACAGGAGGAAACAAGAAUCUCUACUAUGAUUACCACAAGGAAUUUGGCCACAAGACACAGGAUUGUUUUGACUUAAAAGAUACGUUGGAGCAAGCCAUCUGA
This is a messenger RNA of Arachis ipaensis, 795 nucleotides long. RefSeq lists its product as uncharacterized. Lineage: Eukaryota; Viridiplantae; Streptophyta; Magnoliopsida; Fabales; Fabaceae. The record is from RefSeq and is a predicted model, not a curated record.